Messenger RNA from Arachis duranensis, 1249 nucleotides. RefSeq lists its product as uncharacterized. Gene Ontology annotation, molecular function: magnesium ion binding; holo-[acyl-carrier-protein] synthase activity. Lineage: Eukaryota; Viridiplantae; Streptophyta; Magnoliopsida; Fabales; Fabaceae. The record is from RefSeq and is a predicted model, not a curated record. The transcript is spliced from 9 exons. Bases 151 to 1140 code for a protein of 329 amino acids. Gene Ontology annotation, cellular component: cytosol.
CGUACGGUGCAUCUCUGAAGCUAUUAACCUCUGAUGCAUUGCAAAGUUUCUCUUUCUUUCUCUCUCUGCACCGCCUCCUUCCAAUUGUUUCCAUGGUUUUUCUCAAUCUCAUCUUUCUGGUGUUGCUUCUGAGUAAGGUCCAGAGUAUGCAUGAGUUCGUUGCUAGAUAAAGCGCGGUUAAUGAUGAAUAUACAUUGCCUUGGAAGGAACCUUGUAACUGCUUCUUCAUCCUUGCAUCAUGUACAACUUCCGGGGCAAAAGGAAGCUCAUUUUUGGUAUGUUUUACCUGAUGAGAUAAAGGACACAAACCUACUAAACCAAUAUUUCGAAAUUCUAUCGCCUUCUGAAAAAGAAAAUGUAUUUCGUAUGAGUGGGGAACGGCUAAAGAAAAGAGCGAUCCUAGCUCGUGCAUUGGUUCGCACCACACUAGCAAGAUAUCAGACAAAUUGUCAGAUUGAUCCAAAAGCUUUGAGGUUUAAGAAGAACAGUUAUGGGAAGCCUGAGGUGGAUUGGCAAUAUACUGAAGAUUGGAGCCUACCACAACUUCAUUUUAAUCUCUCACAUACUUCAUCUUUGAUUGCUUGUGGAGUAACUGUGGGAUCUCCGAUUGGUAUUGAUGUGGAAGAAAAACAAAGGAGAUUGAAGAAUGACGUUUUGGCAUUUGCAAGACGAUACUUUUCUCCCGAUGAAAUAGAAAUGCUGACUCAGAUUGCAGACCCUGAACUUCGGCGUCUGGAGUUAAUCAAGUUAUGGACUCUGAAGGAAGCAUAUGUAAAAGCUGUAGGGAAGGGCUUCUCAAAUUCGCCUUUUAAUACUUUUACAGUUCGAUUAGGACACCGUACGAAAACCGGCAUCCAUCUUCGACCUCCUGUGAUGUCAAAGGCGCAGGAAAUUACCGUCGAGCCUCCUGAUGAGUCGAAGAAUGUCUCAGGCAAUUGGCAGUUUGUACUCCUUGAGUUAGAUGGUUCACAUUAUGCUGCCAUUUGUAUAGAACAAGAAAGCACCAAUAGAGGAAAAGGAAGCAUUCCUGUGAAUCUGAAGCUAAGGAAAACAAUCCCAUUUGUUGAAGAUGAAUGUAUUUUAGGAACUGAGAAAGCUGUAGUAAUUAGUGGUUUGACUACACUAUUAGAGUGUGAAUGAUUAUUUUUGUAAUCAAAUGGAAGUUUUGGCAAUGGCUUUAAAUUUUGCCUUCCUUUAGAAUUUGGAAUUAAUGGACAAAACAAACAAAACAAAAAAGGUCUAUGAAAAA